AUGAGACCAAAGAAGAACUUAUAUUUUAGUUUUAAGUCUCACAUUAUGGAUAAAUUUUAUCUCAGAGCCUUUUUACUUCAUUGGAUCAAGAUUUGUGUUUGGUGCAAGAACAUAUUGACACGUUCAGGCCUCCGCGACCAGCAACCUCUAGAAGUUUCUGUCCUACGCUGCUGCCAUCCAGUUGUGGACUUCCAAACUCCUCGCCUCCCCAGCCACACAGUCAAUCCAUCAAAGUCGGGGGGCUGUUUGUAAUUUUGUAAAAUAUAUUAUAAAUAAACACUGA
Nezara viridula (southern green stink bug) is the source of this 283-nucleotide messenger RNA. The record is from the annotation of a GenBank genome assembly. Lineage: Eukaryota; Metazoa; Arthropoda; Insecta; Hemiptera; Pentatomidae.